UCUGCUAAAUUGCAGAGAGAACUAAAAAUUAUUGCUGCAGAACUGGAUAACCAACUGCGCAAAGUCGACAAAAUUUUGACAACUAGAUGGGUUGCAUCCUCGUCUCGUGCAGUGAAAUCUUUUGGAGAAAUUAUCCAGCUAUGUAGAAGCAUUUCUACACACUUUCACAGUCUAAAGACAAGCACAAAGCAACCUAUGCUGGAUUAGCAAAACGAAUGGAGACGAUAGAGUUUGUUGAAGACGUAGCCAUUAUGAAAGACAUUGGGCAGCUUUCUAUUUUGUCUGAAUUACUACAGAAGGACUGUACCAUUCUCAAAGCAACUGACUAUUUGCAAUUGUAACAUUGUUAGAAUUUCGGUAUUGAGAAAACUUUGGCGGAGUUUGUUUAGAAGGGACGAAUUAAAAGGCGUAGAAAAUGCAAAGUGUGUUAAGAUUGUACUUUGCAUCGAGAACGACUUUGUAGACUUUAUAUCGUUUUUCUGGUUGAUUUAUUCUAGACGAUGGGUACGAUUGUUGUAUGGUCGUGAGUUUACUACGAUGGAAGAUAUUUUAACCCUUUGGGAUGGUAUAUUUGCUGAUGGUCUCUCUUUGGAUUUAGUCGACUACGUCUAUUUAUCGUUGGUAUGCAGCAAAAGAAGAAAAUCUUUUCAAUAAAAUCAACGUCUUUCGUGAGAGAUUUGGCAGGUGAAAUUUCGACACGCUCAUCGCCAAAAAAAUGGUAUAAGAUGAACUGAAAUACCCCCUUUUUUUUUGUCUGGAAAAUUGCUACAGCCAACUGCCACGAACCUUUUUCUCAUAAUUUCCUUUGAAAUUCAACGGGAAAACACUUUCACCGACUAUUUGUUAUUCAAACACAUGCUUGAAGAUGUGAACAGCUUACCCUAUCUACGUCACGCUCUCAAACACGCCGUGGAACAAAACGGAAAUAAAAAAUGACAUUUUUAAACCUCCAUAAAAAGAUAAAUAGUCCCUCGAAUUGAUUUUUUUCUUUUUACAGUCACACCACGCAGUCAAAUUUUCUUAAAUGAAAGAAAACACGAAGAUCAUAGUUCCACUUUAACUUUGUCUCUGAGAUGUUGGCGGCUCAAGUGAAUUUGUUUUAAUGUAUUUUGAAUAUUUUUCUAGCUUGAUCCUAAAAGAAAAAUGGAUUAUCUGGCAAAAGAACAACUAAAGUCAUCUGUCGCUCCUGAGUUUCCCAACCAAGAUGCUUUUCAUUCAAGAAUAACAAAUAGAUUACAGGCUGUCUUGCAAGGCACCAGACAAAUUCCAUCAAAGAGAGGACCGGAAAUCAAUGAUACAUACAAUGCUGAAAACAGAUUGGAAAAUAAAUCCUCUGGUAAUGAAAAAAAGAAACCAGUUGAAAUGAAGGAGAACAACAAGUCAUCCCCGUCAUCCCACAUGUUCCCCAGUGAUCCUGAUGAUGAAGAUUUAUUUAUGAUGUCACCAAGAUCCAACAGAACAUCUGCCAGUACGGCGUUUUUAUCAAAACUAUCAUCGAAAGUUCGUCAUCCAAGUCGAACUGAUAUCACUGCUUUACAGCAAGACCAUGAACGUCUUCAAGAUCAAGUCUCUCAUUUCAAAGCGGAAGUAGAUAAACUUCAGUCAAUAUCGAUCUAUUGUGGUUCUAAAAUGGACACCUACAUAAAUCAUCUACAAGAACAAAUAACUCAAGAUGAGAAAUGUAUGGAUGUUGUAUACUUGUCCUUGGCUGGUCUAAAACAGGUUCGUGACAUCUUGAAAGGAACGUUAACAUUUCAUGGCUCAACAAUCGAACAUGAUUCCGAAUUCAGUCACAUCGACACGGCUAUUACAUCUCUUACACCCAACACAAAAACCUCAAGUGAUAAUAAGCUACCGAACUCGUUACCAGUUCCUCUACUUGCGGACUACGGGCAUUUUCAAAAGCAGAAGGAAGAAUUUAUCCUAAUUGAAUCUAGUGAAGGGCAAAACGAUGACUGUGGUGCAAAUGAAAGGACGUCUGAUAACUUUAAACCUGAGAACGUCGAUGAUAUUUCUUCUGACCUUAUUGAUUAACCAAAUCACUUUCACAGAGAUUCAUCGAUGCCAAUUGUUACCAAUACUUUUGGCGAUUAUGGCUCAACAUAAGGCUUGCGUGAUGUAGUCCUGUAAAAACAUCUUUGUAAUUUACUCUCUUCGCUUCCCAAACUUAGUAUAUUUUGCAUGCUUUCUGAUUUUCUGCACAACAAAAGCUUGGGGCAAGCGAUCUUGCCUUUUUACUCUUUUUCCCGCUAAACACAAUCAGUCACACAGGCAUUCUCCCAUUGCAAUCUUUCAUCGCCAUUAGCUGUUUCACCUGUGCGUAUGUCUUCUUGUACUGCAAUUUAUGUUGCUUUUGUCUAAUAAUUUUCCUGGGUUUUUGGAGGGUAAGGGAUUCUGGCGAUGGAGAGUUAUAUUACCAAGGAUAAAAAGUAGCACUCUUACAUCUUAAAAGUAACCUGGAAGUACUACAUUUCUAUGCCAAUUUGAAUACAGUUGAUUUGAAUACUAUUGAUUCGAGUACUAGUCAUGUUGGAUAUUGAAAACAUUAUUUUUGUAUAGACUAUCGGUCACUCAAUAGAAAUUAAUAAUAUUCAAAAAUAGAAUUGGUUCUUUCUUUUUAUUUUUUUGUAUUGUACUUAUCAUAAUACGAAAAAAACCUUUUUCGAUAUAACUUA
This is a messenger RNA of Xenia sp. Carnegie-2017, 2675 nucleotides long. RefSeq names its product TBC1 domain family member 5-like. The record is from RefSeq and is a predicted model, not a curated record. The transcript is spliced from 7 exons. Lineage: Eukaryota; Metazoa; Cnidaria; Anthozoa; Malacalcyonacea; Xeniidae. Bases 1144 to 2034 code for a protein of 296 amino acids.